UUAACGAGGUGUCAGCUGUAUGCAAGAAGUUCGGGAAAACCAUUAAGAAAAUUCUUUCAGGCGUUGAAGAUAAUAAGCACCACCAAAAGAGACAUCACGGAAUAUUUCACAACAUACCUCCUGCACCUCCAUUAUCCAGAAGAUUGGAUGAUGAUUUCG
This is a messenger RNA of Paraglomus occultum, 159 nucleotides long. The record is from the annotation of a GenBank genome assembly. NCBI's taxonomy places the organism in Eukaryota, Fungi, Glomeromycota, Glomeromycetes, Paraglomerales, Paraglomeraceae.